GCGAUGACCGAACAAGACAAUUCCUACCGACCACGAUCCCCUGAUUUUUCCACCUUCCAAUCCCCCAUCUCCCCUUCCGUCAACCACUCCGUCUACCCGUUUGGGAAUCCGCUCGCCCAUCGCGCUUCCUACGACGCCUCACCUUUCUUCACCCCGCAGUAUCAACAACAACCCCCGGCCCCGCCAAGCAGGGUUCCCCAGCAAUACAAUCAAUAUAAUCUCUAUACCUUCGCCGACGCGACACAUCUACACCCGGAUAUGGCUCGCCGUUCGACGCGUAUUGCCCACCAGGCCGCCGAGGUCGCGCCGCAGCCCACAUCCAAAUACAUCGACCCGGUGGUCUCGGAGGAAGAGGAGCCUGUCCGACCUCCUUCUCCUUCUCCUCCCCCGCCUGCUCCUGUUGUUGCUCCUGUGGCGGUCCCCGUCGAGGUCAAGACCAAAUUCCCCGUUGCGCGCAUAAAGCGCAUUAUGCAGGCCGAUGAAGAUGUCGGCAAAGUCGCACAGGUCACGCCAAUUGCUGUCUCGAAAGCCCUGGAAUUGUUUAUGAUCUCUCUCGUCACCAAAGCCGCCAAGGAAGCCAAGGAUCGCAACUCCAAACGCGUCACUGCCUCGCACCUCAAACAAGCCGUGGCCAAGGACGAGGUACUCGACUUUCUGGCAGAUAUUAUUGCCAAGGUGCCCGACCAACCGCCGAGUCGGAAACAUGAAGAUGAUGGCAGUGAUCAGAAUGAACAACCGAAACGAAAGAGAGGUGGCCGUCGACCUAAAGAUGACAGCGAUUGAAUUAUUUUGGGCAACGGUUCUCAGGCGCAUUUUCAUCUGAUGAUCGAUUCUGUAUUUUUUUUUUGUUUUUUUUUUUUUCGCUUCCUAUAUUAGUGGACUAUCUGCUGGGCUAUUCCUAGACCGGAAUGGAGAACGGGCGCAUACUAUACUCUCUAGGCGUUGCGGUGGUGGGCAUGGGUGGGCUUGCAUCUCUCGCGAUGUGAACAGGUACUUUAUUCUUUUGGCUCUCUUUCUGUACUCGCUUCCUUAGGUGGGGAUUGGGGAUUUCGCUCUUGUCCUUUUUCUACGUCCUGGUUGAUGUGACAAUCUCAGUGAAUGUGACGGAAUCUCUUUGUACUGUAGAAUAGGUACUCGUUGGUUGCAGGUGCUGAGCGUCGACUGGAACUGGCAUUCGAAAUGCGACGAAGAAGAAUACUUACUAAGGUACCUACUAC
Messenger RNA from Aspergillus aculeatinus CBS 121060, 1217 nucleotides. RefSeq names its product negative cofactor 2 transcription regulator complex subunit BUR6 (gene nctA). The record is from RefSeq and is a predicted model, not a curated record. Gene Ontology annotation, molecular function: core promoter sequence-specific DNA binding; protein heterodimerization activity; RNA polymerase II general transcription initiation factor activity. Lineage: Eukaryota; Fungi; Ascomycota; Eurotiomycetes; Eurotiales; Aspergillaceae. The transcript has 2 exons. Gene Ontology annotation, cellular component: negative cofactor 2 complex; nucleus. Gene Ontology annotation, biological process: negative regulation of transcription by RNA polymerase II; positive regulation of transcription by RNA polymerase II; transcription by RNA polymerase II. The coding region runs from base 4 to 783 and encodes 259 amino acids.